This is a messenger RNA of Helianthus annuus (common sunflower), 832 nucleotides long. Its product is annotated as membrane-anchored ubiquitin-fold protein 4. Gene Ontology annotation, molecular function: protein binding. The record is from RefSeq and is a predicted model, not a curated record. The transcript is spliced from 5 exons. NCBI's taxonomy places the organism in Eukaryota, Viridiplantae, Streptophyta, Magnoliopsida, Asterales, Asteraceae. Bases 214 to 570 code for a protein of 118 amino acids.
AUGUAACGUUUAAAAUUAAAUUCACCGAGUAAUGAAUAGUGCAUUAGUGCGCGUCAAGAUUGAGCCUAGGGUUCCUCUUCGUCUUCAUCACAUUCCAUUUCAAUUACUUCAACUUGCACAUGGACCUUCUGUGAAUUAUCCUAAUUACGCGUUAAAUUGCAAGGUUUGUUGAGACUGUACCACAAUUGUGCUCGAUCACAGGGUUUGUUGCAAAUGGCAGAGGAAGAUUUUUUAGAAUUGAAGUUUAGGUUGUUUGAUGGAUCUGACAUUGGUCCGUUUCGAGACCCUCCGGCUUCGACGGUUGCGAUGCUUAAGGAGAGAAUUGUCACCGAGUGGCCCAAAGAUAAGAAAGGUGGACCCAAAUCAGCAAAUGACAUCAAAUUGAUAAAUGCUGGGAAAAUUUUGGAGAACAACAAGACCAUUGAGCAAUGCAGAACACCGUUUGGAGAGUUACCGAAAGGGGUAAUUACUAUGCAUGCCGUUGUACAUGUGUCUUUAACCAAGGCAAAAACAGAAAAGAAGAUCGAUGAAGCAUCAAAGAAAAACGGCUGUGCAUGUACCAUUUUGUAAAGAGUUUUGAGUAAUUUUAUUCAGAUUUAACCUGGCAUUUGGGCACUGGAAUUCCAGUUUUGGGCUUUAGAUAUGGAGAAAAUAAUCUGUAAGAAAUGACAUACCACAUUAUUUACAUGUUCUUGCUGGAGGAGAAAUCUGGUCUAUAAAACAAUUAAUCAAUGUUAUAUUGUUACACGUUCUUUGUAAUGUAUGCAUUAUUUGUUUCUGUAUACUAUGAAUUGAUAUCAACCAAAUCAAAUUCGAUUGAUUUUAUGAGUAA